Messenger RNA from Colletotrichum truncatum, 1104 nucleotides. RefSeq names its product GA4 desaturase-like protein. The record is from RefSeq and is a predicted model, not a curated record. Lineage: Eukaryota; Fungi; Ascomycota; Sordariomycetes; Glomerellales; Glomerellaceae. Gene Ontology annotation, molecular function: oxidoreductase activity.
AUGAACGUACUAGGUCACUUCAACUACUAUAACGGAUUGGGGACUCCCGCUCUUAACGAUCUCGCAAUCAUCGAGGGGACUUCUCCACACAACAAGAUAUACCAAAUGCCAGUUGCUGACCUGCGCUCCUUAUCUACUCCUUUGUCAAGUUACACACACGAGAAAAAUGGAUUCCAGAUUUUGCGUCAACCUCUUCCAAUUACUCCCUCUUCAAGCUUGAUCCACGAUUACAAGACGAUGGUUCAAGAAUACUAUCCCGCCAUGACAGAUCUGUUGAAAAGAAAGCUCGGUGUACGAUGCGCGAUUGUGCGCAAACACUCCAUUCGCGAUAUUCCAAGCUGGGCUCCAGUUGGCAUGAAUCCCGAGGUCGGGUUUAAUAUUGAGUCUCUUGCACCAUUCAGCAUUGCACAUUCCGACUACACGCCAGCAGGCGCUCGAGGGCAUUUCCGCGCGAUGAAAGAAUCCCACUGGUUUCCAGAAAACGGAACGGCAGACGGGUGCACUACGAAGGCCGAGCGAGAAGACUUUCUUCAGCUGCGCCGAGAGAUUAUUGACGCCGAGGAUCGAGCGAUUGCAGAAGCUGGACUUGACCCGGAAGUGGAGGGAGAUGAUAUCCUGCCAAGCGGUGGUCACUGGGAUUGGGAUGGUGCGAAUUACAACGGACCACGUUACGCCAUCUUCAGUGUCUGGCGUGCGUGGGAGACUGUACGUCGAGAUCCUUUAGCCGUUAUGGAUAUGAGCCUCCCGCAGUCGCAAAAGGUAGAUUACGCUCCGCUAACCAGGACAUAUCGCGAUCGUCCUGGCUGUGUGCCGUUUUACUAUAGUCAAAACGCCAUGCUUCGGCCUCCGCAGGCGAGAAGAGAUUCUGGAUACGAAAGCACCAAUAUUGAAGGAGGCCGAGGACAUCCUUGGCGCUACCUCAGUGAACAGACGCCGGAGGAAGUCUACCUGAUUAAGUUCUUCGACAGCGAAGCCUUAUUGCGAAUGGAUGACGGGAGGAAUCAAACGGUGCUCAUGUGCCCCCACAGUGCUUUUCAGGCUGCGGGUAUGGAGAAGGAGCCUGUUCGGCGGAGUUGUGAACUAAGAGUUUGGUGUAUAUGGUAA